AUGCAAUCGUCUUGCUUGCUUGCUGGUGCGGCUGCGGCUGCUGCUGCUGCUGCUCUGCUGGGCGACGAGAUGUGGUACAUAGGUGCCGCUGCCGCUGCCGCCGCCGGGUGCGUAGAUCAAGUGUCACAAUCCCAGUCCGAAGAACGGGCAACAUGGUCUGUGGGUAUUGCGCGAGAGAUGGUGGUAGCUUGGUGGAGCUGGUGCAGUGUGAAAAACGACGGACCGAGGCUGGGCCAGAUGGGCCAGCUCUGGGAGCAGAUUGCUGUCUUGUGCUUGGGGUGCCCUGACGAGUUCUUAGCCCCUGGUGGCACGCCAGUCGAGGCACCGUCGGCCGAUGGUUGGUAUGGUGGAAUGACUCACGGCCUUGUCGUGGUGCACAAGGUUCACGGUGUUGCUGGCAGCAUGGCGAUGGCGAUGGUGAUGGCGAUGGUGGUGCUUUACAUUAGUUGGUCCACAUGA
This is a messenger RNA of Exserohilum turcica Et28A, 459 nucleotides long. RefSeq lists its product as uncharacterized. The record is from RefSeq and is a predicted model, not a curated record. The transcript is spliced from 4 exons. Lineage: Eukaryota; Fungi; Ascomycota; Dothideomycetes; Pleosporales; Pleosporaceae. The coding region runs from base 1 to 459 and encodes 152 amino acids.